UCAACAUGGCAGGCCGCGACGUCGGCAGAGAAAACGCUCAGAAAAAAUCGUGCCUCUAUAAGAUACUUUUGCCUCCGCGCUAAUGUGUGUUAUGAUUAACUACUUAAAACAACGCCAAAAUACCUUUCAAAGUACAGUGGCAAAAGCAAAAUAGCACAACAAAAAUAUAUAUAUCAAACAGAAUUCAAAACCCACAAAUAAUACGACAUAAAUUGCUCAAUUCAAAAAUUCCAUUAGUGCUCUUAAAAAAGCUUCAAAAGCAAGAAAAGUGAAGUGAAGUCAAAUAAAGAAGACAAAUAAAAAGUCCAGAAAAGUGCCUGAAACCAAAUGUGUUUUUCCUGAAGUUAAACCCCUUAUUCAAUCCCCUUCACCCCCCCACCAAUUCGGCUUUAAUUCCCCCCAAAAGCACCUAUCUUUCACCUGGUUUCCAACUCAUCAAAAUCGAUACAACGAUUCCUCAACAAAUCGACGAGCAGCACUCAUGAUUUGGAUUAAUAGAAGUCAACUGAAAUAGGCCGAAGCACCCAGGAGCACAGCUGCAAAUAUUAUGGAAAAGGCGAAGGCAUAUAUCAAGAAUGAACUUCGCGGUGGCAGCCAGCAAUCCGAGCCAGCAACGACGCCCACACCGCCCUCGCCGGCCUCGGCGCCUGGAACGCUUCAAGCGACCAAGCAGCCAUAUCCACCCAUGGAACUGAUGCCCUCGCCCGGAGCAGCAGCACAUCGCACACGAACGCCCAGUGAGCAAUACCACCUGGGCUAUCCGCCACAUCCCGCCCAGCAUUACUAUCCGGCACACACAGGAGCACCUAGUGGGGUCAAGUCCACGGGACGAGCCUCAGCACCGCCCGAGCAUCAUCAUGUGCCCAUAAGCAUUUGCUUUGUGUGCGGUGGACAUGGUGGCUAUGAGCAGCAACCCCUGAGGAUACGCCACAAUCCCGAGCGUCCUGGGGAGUCAUAUUUCCCUUUCCUGGAGCGUCAUGAACCGCCUAACGGGGUGGCUUCUGUGUCUCCUGCCCAGGAGUACGUGUGGGCCUGUAUGCUCUGCUUUCGAUCCCUGAACGAGCAAUGGGACUCGUACGAGCGGCAGAAGAAGCCGCUGCUGCAGCGCAUCUACCACAUGAAGCGGGUGGAUGGUAAGGGAUAUAUAGGAGCAGAUGUGGCCACCCAGAGCGAGUAUGCUGCCCAGGUACUGGGUCUGAGUGCCGAGCAUCUCACCCAAAAUGGACUGGUCGAAGGUCACGGGGACCCCUAUGCCCUGGCUCGCCACUAUUCACCGCAGCAGCAGUCGUCGCAUCAUCACCACCUCAGUACCUCAAGGAAUGCCUCACCCUCGCCCAAUCCCAGUGCUGCCGGUGGGGCAGGCGGAGGCGGCGGCGUCGGCGGUGGUGGGGACUUUUAUCCCCGGAACUCUACGCCCUCGAGCAACCACAACAGAUACCUGAGCAGGCCACAAUCACGGGAUAUGCCCGUGGCCUCGCCCAUAUCGCGACCGCCCAGCGAACCGCCGGCCAUUAAGCCAUCCAGCGGCUAUGCUCAGCAAAAGUACAAGCUCAGCCCUGCACCACCGCCGGCCACAUCCGCAGCUGGUUACCAGGCACAGGCGCCCUAUCAUCCCGCCCAGUAUCAGCAGCUCCAGCAGCAGACGGCCGCCUAUCACUUGCUGCAGCAGGCAACCGCUGGGGGAGGAGGCGGAGGAGGAGCCACGGAAUCGGCACACUAUAAGGGUAAUCCCUACACUGCCUUGCCCUCACUAGGUGGAACACUCGGACCGCCGCCCAUCUCAACUCUGGAAGAUGACAAUGCCACCGUGUUGGAUCUGCGAAAUUCAUCCAGCACCUCUAGUGCACCACCGCCAGCACCGCGUCAUGCAGCCAGUAGUGCUUCGACAGCGAUGCCCUCCAGCCAGCCCCAAACGGAGGUGGGUAUCCUGGAUCUAUCCAUGCCCGACAAGAACUCCAUUACCGAGGUGUGCUACGUUUGUGGUGAUGAGCAACGAAGAGGUAGCCUCAUAGAGUUGAGCACGGUUAAGCCCCGGGAGACUGGAAGACCUGGACAACCGACGGCAUACUUUCCCCUGUUCAAUGAGCAGCAUCCACGACCAGCUCGCUCCCGGCCAAAGGACCCGCGUGGAAUGAUCCAGGCAUGUCAGAUCUGCUACGAGGACCUCAUGCACCAGUGGAACGCUCACCAGGCCUCCAACAAACCGGAAUCGGAGCGUUCGUAUCAGCUGCGAAAACGCUCCACGCCCGCGGCCGAGAGAACCACCUUUGUAUGCUACACCUGUGGUACGGACACGCCCUCAUCCCAGCUGCGACUGGUCUACUGCUGUCCGAAUGCCGAGAGGGAACCCUAUUAUCCAUUCAUCAAGACCAUGAAGGUCUACAAGAACGCUAGUCCAAUUAGUCCGCAGGGCAUGGUUCAGGUCUGUUCCACCUGCAAUGAGAAGCACAGCAACCUGGCGGAAGGUGGUCCCCCGCCAGCCAACUCCACCAUUUCCCACUCGGCCGUGGGUGGCGUUGCCAUUGGCUCACCCAGCGCUGGACAAUCCCUGGAAUCGAACUCUGUGGUAUAUAGUGCCAGCGGAGCGAUAGCUGCACCCUUUGGGGGUCGUAAUUCACCAUCGGAGAAGUCCCUGGCCAAUUCAGACUCCAUGAGUAAUGUGCGAUUUAGGCCCUACGAGACGAACUCAAACAAUUCCAACUCAAACACGGCACGCGACCUCAAGCAAAUUCGUCGCAGCGAUUCGCGCCCAAAUUCGCCGAGUUCCAGUCAAGGAGGAGCCAUCGAGAAUGGGCACGGGCAGUAUCCUUGCUCCAUUUGCAAAGUGCUUUGCCCUUCAAACAAAAUGGAUUGGCUGUCCACCAGUGCCGAGCACAUGAACUCCCAUGCCAUGCACUUUCCCUGUCUCAAGGCCAAUGCUGUAACCAGCAAUAAUAACAAUAACAAUAAUAAUACCAAUAACAACAACAACAAUACAAAUAACAACAACAACAACGAGCUAAACAGCAAUCGCGUGUUAGCGUGCAAGGACUGCAAGGAUUACUUGGCCAGCCAAUGGGAAUCGAUGGAUGCGGAACGCGUACCCCUCGAGCACAGAAGAUACAACAUUCCCUCGCCCAUGCUGACCUCCAGCUCACCGAACGGAUCUCGGCACGGCGCCAUGAGCAUCAACACUCCGCCCUCCACGCCAUCCAUAUCAUCGUCGACGCCUGCCAGCACCUCAAUAUAUUGUUUCCUUUGCGGCCUGCACUCGGACUUGACGUUAGCCAGGGUACUCUAUGCCAGCAAAGAGGGUUCGAGGCCUUAUUUUCCAUUGUUACUCAAACAUAAUUCAUUACCCAAUGCUGAGCAACUGAGAAACAAUUCGGCCCUGGUCUGCACCUUUUGUUACCAUUCCAUGUUGAAUCAGUGGCGCAAAUAUGAGGCCCAGAGUCCCAGUGUGAAUCCAGCGGAUCGUAAAUACAAUUGGCAUGAUUACAACUGUCACCUGUGCGGCAUAACGACUUAUAGGAAGCGUGUCCGGGCAUUACCAGUUAACGAGUUUCCAUUCGUGAAGCACCAGAAGAGUGACGAUGGCCUGCUUUUGGAGAAUGGAGAAUAUGCGGUCGUCUGCCUGGAUUGCUACGAGAGCUUAAGACAACAAGCCUCGCAGCACGAUCGCUUUGGGGUGCCCAUUUCCAGGCGGGCUUACAACUGGGUGCCACAACCACCACCGCCAGAGGACAGUCCCGAGGCCGCAGUGGCCCGUCUGCCCUGUGGCGAGCGUUCCGAUCGUAUUCUCAUUAGCAGUGCCUUGAGGCCCGUGCCAGGGAAGAAGACCACAUCGCCCAAGCAGUACGACAAGUCAAAAGAAGUGCCGCCAAAGGCUGGACAAAAGCGACCAGCCACCAGCCCGGCGCCGCAUAUUCCAGUGCCGCACCACCUGCAGACGCCUCCUGGUGGCGGCGGUGGUGGUGGUGGCGGCGGUGUGCCUGGAUCCACGGUGGCCAGCAGUCCGGCGCCCACGUCGGCCGGCAGCAAUGCCCUGCUGAACCAUGCCCUGCCCAGCAACCACAUUGGCACCCCGUCGCCGCAGCAUUCCCACCAGCAACACCAGCAGGCACAGCAGCAGCACCAGGCCCAGCAGCAGGCUGUGGCCGCUGCAGUGCAGCAGCAGCUGGCAGCUGGCGUGGGUCUGCCCCCAGGAGCCAUCGGUGCCGCAUCGGCGGCCAGUAGUCGUGGCUCCUUUGCCGCCGCACUGCGUACGCUGGCCAAGCAGGCGGACAACAAAGAGGACGAUGUGGGUGGGGACAGGAGUGUGCCCACUUCAGGAGCAGGCGGACCACCGCCAUCGGCGGGUCCAGGACCGCUGAAUUCUGUGGCGGGACGUGUGGGUUCCGAGCGGCCUGGCGAGGAUAGAGUGGCCAGUAGCAAGAAGCGCUCACCGCCCUCGCCCCAGCCCCCGGAGAAGAUAGCCCGACUGAGUCACACGCCGCAAACGGCAUCGCUGCAGCCAGAGCUUCUGGCCAGAAGCGGAUUCCAGCCGUACAGAUCGGACGAGCGACUGAUGCAUCCGGCGGGCGCCUUUCCCCUGGAGGCCUACUCGCACUUUGCGGGUCUGCCCGGGAUUCCACCAGCAGCUUUCCUUAACCCCGCUGGACUGCCGUACACGGAGCAGCUGUACCUGGAGCAUCGCUACCAACUGUUCCGUGCCGCUAGUGCCCAUCCUUCGCAUCCGCAUGCGGCCGCACUGUAUCCACAAAUGGCCUCGCCCUACUCCCACCUCUAUUCGAUGAUGCCGGGAGCAGCACUGGGCAUCUCACCGGCCAUGCACGACCGGAUCAAGCUGGAGGAGGAGCAUCGAGCUCGAUUGGCGCGAGAGGAGGAGCGCGAGCGGGAAAUGCAGCGGGAGAAGGAGCGAGAGUUGCGCGAGCAGCGAGAGAAGGAGCAGCGGGAGAAGGAGCAGCGCGAAAAGGAGCAACGCGAGCGGGAGCGAGAGCAGCGUGAGAAGGAGCAGCGGGAGAAGGAGGCACGGGAGCGGAAGCUUCGCGAUGAGGAACGUGAACGGGAGCGGGAGCGUCAGCAACUGCUAAACGCCUCUCACCAUUACUCCAAUCAGCUGUACUCGCCUCUGAACAGAAACCUCCUCGGCUCCAUGAUUCCCCACAUCAAUCUUAGCCUGCGUGGACCGCCAGGAGCUCUGCACGGCCUGCCAGGAAUGUCGCACUACCAUGCGGCGGCGGCCAACGCCCAGCGCCAGAGUCCGCAUGCCGCCAUGGGUCUCAACCUAGGCAUGGCAGGGCUUCAAGGCGUGGGCGUCUCCCCACUUGGGGGCCACGGACCGCCCAAUCUGCAGCACCACUUACAGCAGGCGGCCAUGGGUCUAGCUCACCCGGGGGCUGCUGGCCUCACGCAUCCCGGUUUCUCGGCAGCCGCCCUUGGGCUAAGUGCUCAUCCCCACAGCUUGAACCUCAGUCAUCCGCACAUGUCACCGCAUCAUCCCGCCUCGCUGGCCGCCCACCAGCUGCCGCCACACACUUCGACGGCAGGCGGGGGAGGGCUUAGCAACUCCAUUCCUGUGACAGCCAGCUCCAGUCUAUCGGUGUCCUCGCCCCACAGCAGCCUCAACCUUACGUCGGCCGUAAAGCUCAAUUCGGAGCAGGUGCCCACCUCGACGCCCAGCGGUGUCAGUGGGAGCGGCCUGCCGCCCACCACCUCCAGCUCGCACAUUCCCAGCAUGGGCCACUACUACCACCAUGGCCACCUGGCGGCCAUGCAUGCAGCAGCGGCAGCCGCCAGCGGAAUGACCCCCACGGCAGCCCAUCAGCAGCAGCCGCUCUCGCUGCCCAGCUCACCCAAGAUCACGCCGCCCAUCACUCCGUCUGCGUCGGCGAAUGGUGGGCGGGCGGGCGGUAGUCCGCAUGCCAUGAGGCAUCAUAUUGCUGCUGCAGUGGCAGCAGCUGCUCAACAAUCGGCUCUGAUAGACAAGGCUGCCACGCCGGUCACCCAUGAGCCGGCCACCUUGGACCUCACCGGAUCCAACUCGAAUUCGAGUAACCAGGCUCCAUCGAAUGCCAGCAGUGGCCAGCCAGUGAAUCACGAACUGAACGGCGCCGAGUCCAAUGGGGCUUCCCAGGGGGAUAGCAAGGAGCAGGUGACCGCCAUCAAGGAGGAUCCGCUCAAGAGCUCGCCACCACCAGUGGUGCUCGAAAAGAAGCCGGCCACGCCGAAUGCAGCUCCGGAGAAGCCCAUCCAUCCGGAUAGUUCGCCGGAGCACUCGUCCCGACGCAGUGCCAGUCCACAGUCGGAGACAAACAACUCGCUGCCAGCGGCAAGCGCUGCGGUAGCAUCAGGUAAAUGCAAAGAGGCCCCAAAGAUUCUAGACUCGGACACGACCGCCACACUGCCCAAGACAGAUGUAGCUGCAGAGCCGGAGGAGAAGCAGCGCACGCGGCUAUCCGUGUCGCCGUCACCAGCACCCCCUAAGACCAUGGGUGUCGCUUCACCCGACACGGUGUCCACCUCCGGUGGGGUUACAUCCACCACAAGUGGCACCACACCGCCGCCAGUGGUUAGCAGCAGCACUAGCAGCGCCACCAAGGGGCUACCGGCGGUGACCAGCGAUGAGGUAUCCACUAGUGCCGCCACGCCCACUGCCGAGCCCACCAGAUGAUCGAACCCCUGGCGGGAGUGGGUCUCCCAGUGGAGCGGAGUUACGUUUAGGUUUAAGUUUGGAGAAGAAGAGUCGCCUCGGAUCGAAACUAGUUAACAUCUACCUUCAGUAACAUUUAACUAAGCGAUAAUUUAGUUGUUAGUCGAGCGUCUUUAUUUAUACAAGAAUUUGUAAUGUAUUGCCAGCCAGCGCCGCUUAGAUCCAAUUCUAAAUGUUUUAAUCCCUAGUUACUAUUAUUAUUUGCCCUAUUUAAUUGUGAAACGUAUAAUUUUAGAGAUGGCCUGAAUAAAUCAUUUUCUGUUUACCAUUCA
Messenger RNA from Drosophila serrata, 6963 nucleotides. It is a transcript of the gene px, whose product is annotated as MAP7 domain-containing protein plexus. Lineage: Eukaryota; Metazoa; Arthropoda; Insecta; Diptera; Drosophilidae. The record is from RefSeq and is a predicted model, not a curated record.